GAGGGUGAGUAAGUGUAAGAAAUAUGUUUAAGCAAGGCUCAAGUUCAGCUCUGUUAGCAUGGUUCUUAUGUAAUAUGGGAAAUUAACGCUCCGACACACAGACUCUCAGGAAUGGUUGGACAUUUCUUGGAAUAAAUGGCAUGCUUCUGCUGGACCGCGCGGUUCUGCAAGAAGUAAAGCUCUUGGAUGAAAACUACAGCCUCACGCACUCGCAUACUGUAGGGUGAUGAAAUGACUCAAUGCUAUUCAUCAGCACUAGUUGUUUUGUCAACUGAUCAACAAAGUAGAAUUACAGUUGUGGAGAACUGAACGAAGGUCCUCAGAAUACGCUGGGAUUAUUGCACCUGAUUUACAAAAAAACAUUAGAGCAAACACAACAAAGGGGAACUGCUUUUACAGUGAGAGUCAUGCACUGACAGAGGUAUGGAGACCAUUUCAGGAGAGGCAGGUUGGGAUGGAUCAGUCCAUGCAACUGCUGGAUGGACCAACUUCACCUUCUAUUCAUUGUCAGAGCAUCCUGGACUCAACAGCACUUUCAGAGGUGGAUCGUACUUCUGGUUGCUAUCUCAAAACAGCUCCAUCAACCCAACUCAUUCCCCUGCUCUCCCCAGAGUGCGGGACGUUGCUCUAGCUCGAGCAGAGAUUGCAGUUCUGGGUUUCGUUUUCGCUCUCACGACACUAGGAAACAGCUUUGUACUGUGGGUUCUGCUGAGGAGACGUAAAUACAAUGCACCCAUGCACCUUUUUAUGGUCAAUCUGUGUCUUGCAGACCUCGUGGUGGCAUUUUUUCAGGUGCUCCCUCAGCUUUUAUGGGAUAUCACAGAGAGAUUUCAGGGUCCUGAUGUGCUGUGUCGCUCAGUGAAAUAUCUGCAGAUUGUGGGAAUGUUUGCAUCCUCUUUUAUGAUUGUUGCGAUGACAGUGGACCGCCAUAAUGCCAUCUGCUGCCCCCUGCAGGCUUACAGAGGAGGGGCUGUUUCGUGCUGGAACACACCUAUUCUGGUGGCUUGGGGGAUGGCCUUUGUUCUCAGUGUGCCACAGCUAUUUAUCUUCUCAAGGUCAGAGGUCGCGCCAGGUGUGUUUGAAUGCUGGGGGCAUUUCGCUGAGUCCUGGGGUGUGAAGGCUUAUGUCACCUGGAUGACUGUAGCUGUGUUUGUGCUUCCUACCUUCAUUAUCACCAUCUGCCAGGUACGGAUAUUCAAAGAAAUCCAUGACAACAUCUACCUGAAAUCAGAGCGUGUGGUUUCUGCUGAUAUGAAGAAGAACAUGGUUCUCUUUCACCUUCCCAUCCUCAAGAAGCAGACCAGCACGGUCAGAACGCAUGUCAGCAAUGGUGGAGAAACAAGAGAUGAUCUUCAUAAAGCGAACAACAACAAGGGCUCCUCUCAUUCUAACGCAUACAGCUCUAAGGAUUCACCAGAGCCACACUGCUGUGAAAAAUCUUGCAAGGACAGCUACAGGUCCAGUGAUGUGACUUCACAGGCUCACAGUUAUAGUUCCAAUCACAGCAGGGUUCCAUCAUCUGAACAUCACUGUGAUUGCUGUCAGACCUCGCAUGAUCACUCUGUUCUCCAGAGGAACUCUUACAACAACACCACAGAGGAUUUUAAUAAUUCUUCCAAGUCCUCUUUACCACCUUGCCGCCUCCCUCCUCCUCCUUCAGGCGUGUCUAAAGCCAUGUCAAAAACAGUGAGGAUGACUCUGGUCAUUGUGCUGGUCUAUACCAUGUGCUGGUCCCCCUUCUUUAUUGUACAGCUCUGGGCAGCCUGGGACCCCAACCCACCCUCCCAAGGCGUGGCAUUCACAAUCCUCAUGUUACUUGCUAGUCUGAACUCCUGCACUAACCCGUGGAUCUACACAGCCUUCUCCAGCAGCGUGUCUCGUGAACUUCUAGCACUGCUGCGCUGUCGGCCAAAGCCCCGCAGGAGCUCUCUCCACGACCACUCUAGUGACAUCCACACCUCCACAACCAAGGACAACCAGUUCUGACCCCUACACAAAUAACCAAGCCCUGCGCCUCCUGAAACGCAAUUGGAGAUUUAUAGCUGCAGGUGAAUCUGCCCCACGCUGUGAGAUAUAAAAGAUUUAAUGACAUCUGCUAGACGUGGAGGAUUCACAUGAUCUAUUCAGAGCUGCAUAAGAAACAUAUAUACAUGUGAGAAUAAUGACAAGGCAGGACCAAAGUAUCACAUGACAAUGAAUUCAUGAGAAUUUUAUGCAAAAUAGGCCACCGACUAGCUGGACCAUUGAAUACAUGACCGUUCCUUGUUUCAAUAACCAGGAAAAAGAAGAGCUUUUGAAGAUGAAUGAAAUGAUUUAUUUGCAAUGCGUUUUAUCAAUUCUCCAUUAUUGUGGAUGGGAGAUGAAAACAGAAGUCUUAACUCUGGAGGAGGGACGGAUCAAGGCUUUAACCCCAGAGCCGGUUGAUUCAUUCAGUUCUUCUGUCAUAAGUCUUCUUUGGAUUCAGCGCUUUCAUGGCAAGGACUGCGGAAGAGUUAUGUGAUGUACGCGUGGAAACUGUGUCCUGGGGACAGUUCUGAACGCAGGCCAAAAUAAAUGAAUAAUCAAAACAAGAAGCGUCGUAAAAAUGAUGGAAAUGAUAAAAAUCAGAUGAGCACAAGAGAAUAUAAAGAUGCUUGUUUCAAAAAUCCAAGACUUAAAAGUCAAUGUAAUAGUUUCCAUAUUGGACUAAACAAAGCACAAGUCCACAAACCCAACACAAGUUGUUAUACAGUGACUGAUUUGUAUUUUUAAUAUGACAGUUAUUGAAUAAUAAGGAAGCUGUGGGAAAAUAAUGAUCUUUUAUCUACUGAAUCACCAGCAAUUCGCAAAAAAAUCUGCACCAAGUGUUAUUUAUAGAGCACUUACAAAUCACAUUCAUAGAUGUUGUAAAGAUAGCAUAAUGGGAAGUCAUAAAAAUAUAGGAAGAUGGCAAAAAGGAAAUGAACUAAAAUAAUAUCAGGUUAUGUAGAGUUCAUUGAAUGCCAGUGAUACAGUAAGUAAACAGCUCUUCUCUUCUGACAGUACAGUAUGUAGAAGGGUCACACUUUAAAAUGCUAUAAAACGUCAGACAUAAUGUGAGUAAAAUAUAUAGAUAUUGAUGUAGAGAUUUUGUUACUUUGUAAAUAGUUCUUGUAAAAUUUUGUAUCUUUGAAGGUUCAAUUGAAAUGAAGCUAUAUAAUUGUUCUCACAUCAAAGGUACAGUUGUUACAUUUUCAAAAGAUUCACAAAAUAGUACAAUACAAAAACAAUACAAAAUAGUAAGUUAUGAAAACACUAAAUCCAUAUUAAAGGGAUAGUUAGCCCAAAAAUGAAAAUCUUUCGUAAUGUAUCUACCCUUAUGUCAAUCCAAACCUACUUGAUUUUCUUUCUUCUGCAGAACACAAAAGAUUAUGUUGAAGAACAUUGGUAAUCAAACAACAUUGGCCACCAUUGACUUCCUUAGUAUGGAUACAAAACUACUAAAAUAUCUCUCAAAAUAUCUUCAUAUUGAACAACGUGAGGGUGAAUUAUUCCUUUAACAUUAAGUAGGCUACACAUUCAAAUUGACUUACAAAUGGUUUAAAGGAUCAGAAUCAUACUGUAUACUUUAUACUGUAUAUUAUAUAUUUAUUAUGGUAACAUGCAUGUUACAGUACAGUAGUAUUGUAUUAUUGUCAAUUAUUUUUUUUGUACAGCAAUCACCUCAUGUACAUGUGUCCCAAU
Molecule: messenger RNA, 3702 nt
Organism: Triplophysa rosa
Lineage: Eukaryota; Metazoa; Chordata; Actinopteri; Cypriniformes; Nemacheilidae
Gene: avpr2aa
Product: arginine vasopressin receptor 2a, duplicate a
Exons: 7
Coding region: 424-1986 (520 amino acids)
Biological process (GO): G protein-coupled receptor signaling pathway; regulation of systemic arterial blood pressure by vasopressin; positive regulation of vasoconstriction
Cellular component (GO): membrane
Molecular function (GO): peptide binding; vasopressin receptor activity
Source: RefSeq, a predicted model, not a curated record